This is a messenger RNA of Boeremia exigua, 738 nucleotides long. RefSeq lists its product as uncharacterized. Gene Ontology annotation, cellular component: ubiquitin ligase complex; cytoplasm. NCBI's taxonomy places the organism in Eukaryota, Fungi, Ascomycota, Dothideomycetes, Pleosporales, Didymellaceae. The record is from RefSeq and is a predicted model, not a curated record. The coding region runs from base 1 to 738 and encodes 245 amino acids. Gene Ontology annotation, biological process: ubiquitin-dependent protein catabolic process; positive regulation of proteasomal ubiquitin-dependent protein catabolic process; protein polyubiquitination. Gene Ontology annotation, molecular function: zinc ion binding; ubiquitin conjugating enzyme binding; ubiquitin protein ligase activity. The transcript is spliced from 2 exons.
AUGGUCCCCAAAAAGAACACACUUCACCUCCACUGUACGCAUACCUACUGCCGCACUUGUCUUUUAGACUUGUUCACCAGCUCCAUCUCAACCCCAACUCUGUUCCCACCGAGAUGUUGCAAGCAGACAAUCCCGCUCGAGACUUGCCGCGUCAUGUUACCUAAGGAGCUUGUCAAGGAUUUCGAUCUCAAAGUCGAUGAGCUAGCCACCCCCAACCCUACCUAUUGCGCCAACGCCGACUGCUCCAAGUUCAUUCGGCCUAAAGACAUUACAGGCGACAUCGCCACCUGCGUAUUCUGUAAGGGCAAAACCUGCGCACAGUGCAAGAACAAGGGCCACGACGGACUUUGUCCUAGCGAUCCUCAUGUGCAGCUUCUGAUGGACGCUGCAAAGCGCAGCAAGUGGCAGCAGUGCACGAAGUGUAGUAACAUGGUCGAGCUAGCCCAGGGCUGCUUCCAUAUGACGUGUCGAUGCACGCACCAGUUCUGCUACCUCUGCGGUGUGAAGUGGAAGCGUUGCUCCUGUCCUCAGUGGGAUGAAGGCUAUCUGACUCACGAACCACCGCUCGGUCUUCCCGGCCCUGCUGCAGCAGCGGGGCACGAUCUGCACGAACAUCACUGGCGACGACGAAAUGGUGGUGUCUGUGGGGGAUGCGGUGCAACUUAUCUCCCUUGGGUCCUGCGUUGCACCGGCUGCAACAUGCUGAGGUGCUUGCAGUGUGUCGACAACGACAUCUGA